AUGGAUUCAGACAUCCCAGAAGCCUUCCAGAAAGAGCUCACCUGCCUCGUGUGCCUGAAUUACCUUCUAGACCCAGUCACCAUAGGCUGUGGACACAGCUUCUGUAGGUCCUGUCUCUGUCUUUUCUGGGAGCAAGCCGAAGACCCUGUCAGUUGCCCAGUGUGCAGGCAACGAUCAGAGCAGACAAACCUCAAAACCAAUUUUCUUCUGAAGAAUCUGGUGUCCAUUGCCAGAAAAGCAAAUCUCGGGCAAUUCCUGAACUCUGAGGAACAUAUGUGUGGGACCCAUAAGGAGACAAAGAAGAUCUUCUGUGAAGCCAACAAGAGCUUGCUCUGUUUGGUCUGCUCUCAAAGUCAGGAGCACAGGGCUCACAGGCACCGUUCCACUGAAGAGGCUGCUGAGGAAUACUGGGAGAAGCUGGCAAACCAAAUGAGAUCUUUAUGGGAAAAGAUCCAAGAAAUUGAAAGAAAUCUCAAGAGAGAUGGCAGAGGAACUGACCCUUGGAUGUUUUAUGUGUAUCGAUAUGGAGACAUGAUUAGGAAAACUUAUCAGAUGGUAACUCCAUUUCUUCAGGAGGAAGAAAAUUACUACUUAGGGAGUAUUAUAAAAGAAAGCCAAAAGAUUUGCAAGCAAAUCAGAAAAAGACAAGAGGAAAUGAGUGGAAAGAAGACACACCUCAAAGUAAUAUACAAAGAGCUCAUGAAAAUGUCCUAUAAACCAGAUGUGGAGCUGCUCCAGGAAUUGGGAGACAAACUGAAAUGGAGCGAGUCAGCACAGCUGCACACGCCUCAGCCUUUGCUGCCAGAACUCCGUGCACGACCCAUCACUGGGCUGAUGGACUGGCUCAACCGCUUCCGAGUAAAAAUUGCAUUCAGUAAUGAAGUAAGCAGCCAGCACAUCAGGCUGUUUGAUGACGCGAGAAGUUUGAAGUAUGAGCAUGACAGCCUCUAUGUGUCUUUGGAUGGCGGAACAUCGAAGUAUUUUGCUGCAUGGGGAUCCCGGGGCUUCACCUCUGGCAAACAAUACUGGGAGGUGGAUGUGGACAGCUCUUGGGACUGGGCUGUAGGCGUCUGUAAGGAUUCCUGGACAAGGAAGGAUGACGGCAUACUGAAGGAAUCCAACAGGGACAGCUUUCUCCUUGUGUGUGUGAAGGAGGAUCAUCAUUACCGUCUCUGGACCACCAUCCCGACCACUCCUCUGUACAUAGAGAAACCUCUGGGCAGCGUUGGCGUGUUCCUUGAUUUUGACAGCGGGAGUAUGAGUUUUGUGGAUGUUGUCAAGCGCUCCCUCCUUUGGAGGUACGAGGAUGGCCUGUUCACUUUCCCUGUCAGGCCUUUCAUUUGCACUGGCCACACGUGA
Eubalaena glacialis (North Atlantic right whale) is the source of this 1359-nucleotide messenger RNA. Its product is annotated as tripartite motif-containing protein 43-like. The record is from RefSeq and is a predicted model, not a curated record. NCBI's taxonomy places the organism in Eukaryota, Metazoa, Chordata, Mammalia, Artiodactyla, Balaenidae. The transcript has 6 exons. Gene Ontology annotation, molecular function: protein binding; zinc ion binding. Bases 1 to 1359 code for a protein of 452 amino acids.